This is a messenger RNA of Prunus armeniaca (apricot), 222 nucleotides long. NCBI's taxonomy places the organism in Eukaryota, Viridiplantae, Streptophyta, Magnoliopsida, Rosales, Rosaceae. The record is from the annotation of a GenBank genome assembly.
AUGCAGCCCAAGAAGCAACUAAGCAGAAGUAAAUGGGAAAUGGAAGCAAAAACAAGUAACACGAAUGGAAUUCAGGGCCAAAACUCUGUCCCUAACAGUGAAGGUUAUUUUGCAGAGGCUGAGUCACUUGAAGAAACUAAAAAUGUCCAUCUUUACAGAUUUUGGACAGUAGAACAGAAGAAAGUACUGAGAAAAGCGGACAGUUUGAGUAUGAUGGGUUAA